GGGUUUUGGGGUCUCAGACCUAUUGAAUGAUAAAAAUAGAUGACGUCGCGUUUGUGAGCCAGCAGGAAACGCCUUCUCACAGCAAGCCGCAGAGCAUGCCGGGAAUUGUAUUUCACACAGGAGUCCCUUCGACACACUGGGCAGCAGAGAGAACUACAUGUCCCAGAGGGACAGAGACACAUCUUUAAGGACUGACGUUUUCCUCCAGCGGGAUGAGCUCAGCGUCGGGGUCUCCCCUCUCCCGUGAGCAGACAGAAGGAAGGGAAAUAAAUAAUCAGAAUAAAAUCCAGACUUACUGCUGAUGGCCGUGUGUAGACCAAGCGGGAGCUGGACAUCAUGGCUGUGUUGUGUUCUGUGUUAGGGAUGUGUUAGAUGAGGCAGCUUGUGAUGGAGCAGGACGGGUUACACAGCGCACAGCUGAUCCCGGGUCUCCGGGCCGAGCUCCAGCGUCUGUCCCGGGAACUGAGCGAGACGAGCCGGGAUAAGGUCCGGGCUGCAGAGUACGGGUUGGUGGUGCUGGAGGAGAAACAACAGCUCCAACAGCGCUAUGAUGAGCUGGAGAGUGAACAUGAAGCCCUGAGACACGAACUGGAUCAACUGAAAGAGGCGUACGGUCAGGCCCACUCGGCCCAGAGGAAGGUUGCAGAGGAUGGAGAGAGUCGUGAGGAGUCCCUCAUGCAGGAGUCGGCAUGUAAGGAGGCGUAUUACGAGCAGAGGGUACAGGAGCUGCAGGCCGAGCUGAGGCAGGUCAGAACUACACUCACCAGCACGCAGAGUGAGAACGAGCGCCUGAGCAGCCUCACGCUGGAGAUAAGGGAGAGUGCCGAGCUGUUGGAGCUGCAGCGAACACGUCUGCGUGAUGACAUCAGAGAGUAUAAAGUCAGAGAGUCUCGGCUGCUGCAGGACUACAGCGAGCUGGAGGACGAGAACAUCAGCCUGCAGAAACAAGUGUCCACGCUCAAGCAGGGCCAGGUGGAGUUUGAAGGUCUAAAGCACGAGAUCAGGAGGCUUGAAGAAGAGGCGCAGUAUCUGAACAGCCAGCUGGAGGAAGCUGUGCGACUGCGUGAGAUUGGAGAGCGUCAGCUGAGCGAGGCUCUGGAGACGGUGAAGAGCGAGCGUGAGCAGAAGGCGGCGCUGCGCAAAGAGCUCACACAUCACAUGACCCUGGGAGACUCUCUCCUCGCCAGCUCGCUUGAUGGAUUCACGCUUAGCGACUCGAACGAGCCCGACAACGACGAGGCCAUGCGCGCCUUUGAGAAUGGGCUCGCGAAGAUGGCCGACAUGAGCGAUGACGAGAACGUUUCGUCCAUGCCGAAGAAGAGCCUGGUGGACGACCUGCUGAGCGAACUGAACAUCUGCGAGAUCCAGAAGCUCAAACAGCAGCUGCACCAAGUGGAGCGAGAGAAGGUGGCGCUCGUCUCCUCCCUCCAGGAGUCUCAGAAGCAUUUAGCACAGACACGCGGAGCGCUAGCACGCCUGAGCGAAGACUUUGGAGCCACGCGACGUGUCCAGGUUGCAAAGGACAAAGAGAAGGAGAAGGUAAGCGGCGAGGAUGGAGACGUGGACUAUUACGAACUGGACAUUCACGGCCCAGAGAUCCUGCGCUGCAAAUACGAGGCUUCGGUGGCUGAGGCUGGAGAGCUGAGGGAGGAGCUUAAGUUGCUAAAGGCGGAGCUUGAGGAGGUCAGGGUGGGGCAUGAGGAGGUUCGGGCACGACUGGAGAGCCAGGUGCGUGAUCUCUCGUCUCAAGUGUGCUCGCUGGAGAGCGACGGCCGUGCGGAGCGCGCACAGUUGGCACGGCUGCAGAGGGAGCUGGACGAGGUGAACACGGCUGCGAGUGAGACCCGGAGGACGCUCGGAGUGGCUCAGGAUGAACUCGGGUCAUUCAGCGAGGAGCUGGCGAAUCUUUACCAUCACGUCUGUGUGUGCAACAACGAGACGCCAAGCCGCGUCACGCUCGACUUCUACAGAGAGGGAAAAGACGGCAAAGAGGAAAAGGACGGGAAAGAGGAGAAAACUGAAAACGCAAGCUUGAACAAAACCGCCGCUAGACCUGCCUCGGCUUCAGCAGGAGACUCGAGGAAAGAGCCGAUGGACGUGUGUGUCCUGGCCGAGAUGAUUCGGGAGCAGAUGCGCCACCUUCAGCAGGCCGUGGAGCGAGGCACACAGCUGGCGAGACAGAGACUGGCACCGCUGGAGCUCGCUGCGGUGCCUGAUAAAGAGCAGGUAGCCUGCAUAGAGGAGAUCCUCAAACUCAGAUCGCUGCUGAGCACCAAACGGGAGCAGAUCGCGACCCUCAGGGCCGUGCUCAAGGCCAACAAACAGACAGCUGAGGUCGCUCUCGCUAACCUGAAGAGUAAGUACGAGAACGAGAAGACCAUAGUGACGGAGACCAUGAUGAAGCUCAGGAACGAGCUGAAGGCUCUGAAAGAGGACGCGGCCACCUUCUCCUCCCUCAGAGUGAUGUUCGCCACCAGAUGUGAUGAGUAUGUGACUCAGCUGGAUGACAUGCAGAGGCAGCUGGCAGCAGCUGAGGAUGAGAAGAAGACUCUGAACUCGUUGUUACGCAUGGCCAUCCAGCAGAAGCUGGCACUCACACAGCGCCUUGAGGACCUCGAGUUCCACAACGAGCAGGAACGAAGAGGAAGUGCGGCCGCCACCUCGGCCCGUGCCAAAGGGCCCUUCUCUAAGGGCAAGAACCUGCACGUAAGUCCCACUCUGUCCUGUAGAGGUCGUCCUCUGCCCCAUGGAAUCGUGGGUAGUCCUGUGAUGUUCUGCACCUGAACCUCUUCACUGCUACCCCUGCUCUCAUCCCUGACACCAACUAACCUCCAUCUUCAUCAUCAUGCUUCAUGCUUCAUCACCCCACUGUCUUUAGGCCUCAGACUAACACUAACACUGCUGUGCCUCGCUGAGUGUCUCGCGUUGUGAGGAGCUUCAUGUGUUUUAUUAUCAGCACCACAGCAUCCCUGCAUCCGCAUCUCUAAUAAGGUUUAUUGCUGAUCUCAGGCCAGUGCCUGGGUUUUUAUGUGUGUGUGUGUGUGUAUAUAUAUAUAUAUAUAUAUAUAUGUAUCUGAUUAUAGUGUGUGGGUGUGGCCUUUAGGGGCGUGGCUUUGGAGGGACUGCUGCACAAGAUAAAUGUUGUGAAUUAAAACAGCAAGAUUUCAGCUAACUUGUGCCUAAGCUAACCUGUGUGCAUGCUGUCAACCAAAUGUCCUCCGUGUGUGUGUGUUCCUUGUGAAUGGUUGUUAAUAAUAUAAUAUAAUAUAACUAAGUGUUUCUGUUUUGUGUUGUUGUUUAUAUGAUUAUUUUAAUGCUAAUGUAUUUUUAAUAUGUUUCACAGUAAUUGUAGUUGCCAAGAAGAAUUUCCCUCAAAGUGGCUUAACCCCUGACUGCAGACGUCCCACCUUAUAAACACACACACACACACACACACACACACACACACACUACGCCUGACACUCGACUGUAAUCUGAUCAUCCAUACAUGUGGCUCAUUCAGUCCACUUGUGUCCUUCGUGUCCUAUGAUGCCUUAUUCUACAGUUUAAAGUCAAAUAAAAAUGUGUAAAUACGUGAGGGGUUUCAGGUCGGCAAAAGUCUGCGUGUAACUACGGAGCGUUGAUUUAUGGUUGUUUUGCCUUUUGGUAUUAAUUUAUUAUUUUUAAUAAAUGCAGAAUGUCCUGCAGUAUAAGAGAUAAAACGUUUUUUUUGGUUUAUAUCACACCACAGACAUGAUGAUGAUGGUGACGUUGACAGAAGGAUCAGAAACUCUGUGAACUUUCUCGUAUAAGCAACUUAGAAACAUAGAUAGAAGUGUAUUUUCACCUCCUUUUGUCAGCUACCUCUUUAUCGCUUCUUUAAUUGGAUUUAUUUAACAGAAAUGAUAAUAUAAGACUUUAUUUUCUUUUUAAAUAGGACUAUUUCCUCAGUUUAAGAAGCUAUCCAGGGAAAAGGAACUGAGGAAUUGUGUGGAUGUCUUACAGUUUUAAACAAGUCUGUAGUGUAUCGGUGCUGUACAAAACAAAACAAUACAGUACUCACAAAAGCAUCAACUUUAAAACACAAAACCAAAUCGGAGUGAUUCGAGGCGCCGCUCCUUAUUGUGGCUUGUUUUAAUGAGGUUUCAAAACACUCGUGUUGACUUCCCCUCAUCUCAUUUAUCACUGAUUAAAUCCCUGUGACUAUUAAAAUCAAACCUUCACCUCAUCUUUCACACACACACACACACACACACACACACACACACACACACACACACACACACACACACAA
Molecule: messenger RNA, 4273 nt
Organism: Tachysurus fulvidraco (yellow catfish)
Lineage: Eukaryota; Metazoa; Chordata; Actinopteri; Siluriformes; Bagridae
Gene: bicd2b
Product: bicaudal D homolog 2 (Drosophila)
Exons: 8
Coding region: 373-2784 (803 amino acids)
Biological process (GO): microtubule anchoring at microtubule organizing center; regulation of microtubule cytoskeleton organization; protein localization to organelle
Cellular component (GO): Golgi apparatus; cytosol
Molecular function (GO): dynein complex binding; cytoskeletal adaptor activity; dynactin binding
Source: RefSeq, a predicted model, not a curated record